AUGGCUUUAUCACAGUCUUAUUUUAAAUUACGCAAAGAUUUUGGAAGGCAGCCGAUGUUUUGUAUGGUAAAGCCUGAAAUGUUGGAUAGCAUCCUUCCUGAUACAUCGGAACAAAGGAAAUACUGUUUACGAAAUCCUGUGAAUCAAGAAACACAAGCAACAACUUCGCAGUCUCAACAUGAAAUAAACACAAAUAGAGUAAUUUUGACAGAAACUGGGUCUAACCAUGUAGAAGGUGGAUGGCCAAAAGAAAUCAAUUAUGAAGAUGAAGAACUGACUUCUCGAUAUCGUCGUCGUGUCGAAAGAGAUGAAUCGUAUGUUGACUCUGUUUUGGGACUGACUCCAAAAUUUAAACAUUACAUAGACCAGAAUAAUGCUAUAAAUAUUUAUGAUCUUUUUUACAAAGAUAUGGCUCCGGAGGAUCCUGUUGAAAAGCCCUCAGUUCGAGUUAAUAACAUUUAUAGAGACUCUUCAAAACGACCCAUUUCUAGUAUUGGAUGGACUAGCGAAGACGAUUCAAAACUUGUAGUUUCGUACUGUGAUAAAGCUUUCCCAAUAAACAAAUCUUAUUGGAAUUUUGAUUUAGUAGGUAAUGUAUGGAAUUUGGAAGAUCCUCGUUGUCCAGUUGCUGAAUUCUUACCACCAACAUCAUGUUGGCAACUUGUUUGUUCUCCUGUGGAACCAUCGGUAAUAUUAGGAGGAUUGGAAGAUGGAAGAGUAUGUAUUUUCGAUAUCCGUUCUGGACGGGACCCGAUAGCAAUCAGUCCUGUACAUCUCGCACACAGAGACCCUGUAUCUGCACUUCUGUAUAUAAAUUCGCGCUUGAACAACGAAUUUUUCUCUGGAGCCACUGAUGGCAUGUGUAUGUGGUGGGAUAUCCGAAACUUAUCCCAACCAACCGAAGUUUUGAUAAUGUCUAUUUUUUCCCCAAGUAUUAGCGAAUUCGACCUUAAGAAUGCAGAACCCAUAAGCACGUUGCAAUUUGACAGGUCAUUUCCUACAAGGUUUUUAUGUGGAACAGAUACUGGACUUGUGGUGAACGUAAAUCGCAAAGGAAAAAGUCAUAAAGAAGUAAUGAGUAGUGUAUACUACGCACAUAAUGGCUCCGUUAAAGCUCUACACCGAAAUUUAUCUAUUUUAAAAAUGUUUAUAACUUGUGGCGAUUGGAGGGUAAAUGUUUGGAGUGAUGAAAUAACAACAUGUCCAAUCAUACCUGGGCAGCUACAAAAAUAUCAAAUAAAUGAUGUGAUAUGGGCCCCUCACAGAGCAUCUAGUUAUAUGUCGGUCAGUGCCGACGGAAGAAUGAGAUAUUGGGACUUUUUGCGCAAAUAUCGGGAACCUAUUAUAAAUUUACGGCUAUCUCAGUACCCAUUACUAAAAAUCAAACCUCAUGAAAAUGGGCAUCUUGUAGCUGUUGGAGAUAAAAAGGGUGUGAUGUAUCUUGUGAUGCUUUCUGAAGUUUUAGUUUAUUCUGGAGAUAAAGAUAAACCGAGAAUGGUGCAAACCUAUGAGCGUGAAACAAAAAGGGAGCGUAUUUUAGAGACGAAAAUAAAAGAAAUACGUUUGAAAUUACUAAAAACUGAAGAAGGCGUCGAUGCACCUACAACUGAAGAACUGAGUGAUGAUUUCAGUUCAGUUGAAGCGGAAUAUAAAAGAAUCGUGGAUGCAGAAUUUCGUAAUUUAGGUGGAGGUUCUGUCCGUAAAUUAUCUUCAGAAGGUCUAAAAAAAGCCAAGAUGGAAGUAAGAUUACGUUAG
This is a messenger RNA of Amyelois transitella, 1755 nucleotides long. Its product is annotated as dynein intermediate chain 3, ciliary-like. Gene Ontology annotation, cellular component: outer dynein arm. Gene Ontology annotation, biological process: outer dynein arm assembly; cilium movement. The record is from RefSeq and is a predicted model, not a curated record. Bases 1 to 1755 code for a protein of 584 amino acids. The transcript has a single exon. Gene Ontology annotation, molecular function: dynein light chain binding; dynein heavy chain binding. NCBI's taxonomy places the organism in Eukaryota, Metazoa, Arthropoda, Insecta, Lepidoptera, Pyralidae.